AUGGCCUGCUCAGCCGGAGUCACAGCCCCCCAGGCCACCCCCUCAGAUCCCUGCCAGAUCCGGGAGGAGGCAGAGGCGCCCCUGGAAGCCCACUCCCUCCUGCUACCCUGGCUCAGAACCCCCCAGCGUGGCUGCCCCCAAUUGUACACCUGCCUCAGGCCAGCCGCCCUCCGCCCCUCAACCUUCGCCCAAACCGUCAGAAAUGCUUUCCAUCUCAUCUCCAGAAACGUCCUCAUCCUGUCUCCAGAAGUGCCAGGCGGCAAGGAGGGGCCGCGGCGGCCGGAGGAAGAGCCCGGAGGCGUCGGGGGCGCCGAGUCCCCGGGGAGGCAGCGCUCUCGGGAAGUUUCCCACCGGUUGCCUGGAGCAGGACAGGGUGCGCAGACGGCCCUCCCCGGGCUGACCGGCUACAGCGCGCAAACUGCGAACUUGAGCAAAACUCCUUCGUCUCUGGCGUCCCUCACCUUCCCAUCCGCGGCCGCCAGCCCCGCCAUCUCAGCCCCCUGUCGUCCACCAGUGCCACAGUCGCCAAGACCUCUCACCAACGUAUUGUGGAAGAAAGGGGAGGGGAAAGUCCCCAACACAACCGAACUGCGGCCACACACACACACAAAAAAAAGAAAAGAAAAAGAAACAAACAAAAAAGGAAAGAAAGAAAUUCCUUCUCCUGAGACCGAUUCCCUCAACCAGCGUGGAAAACCCCCAAACAGGCAAAUCUGCAACUCCAGCCAAGAUCGCGGCGCGGCGGGAGGGGUGCCCGCGGCCGGCGGCCACCAGCGCCGGCAGCCCCGGGCUUGGGGCAGGUCUGAGCGCGGCGGCGUCCCGGGGGCUCCGGGAGCCCUCGCGCCCCCGAACGGCCCCCCGAAGACACAAAGCUCUGCCGCCAACAAUACCUGCGGGUUCCUCCUGGAUCUCCCGGGCGCCGGCGCUGCGCGUCUCGCCGUCUCCCCUUCCCCGCGCCGUCUCUCUCCUCCUCCUCCUCCUCCUCUCGCGCGCGCUCUCCCCCUCGCCUCUUCCAGAACGCGGCGGCCAGAUGAGAUCCUUGGGAGAAAAAAAUGUGAGCGCUCGCACGAUUCCUUUCUCUCCGCCCGCCGCUCGCGGCGGCACCGGGCUCGCUCCUUCUCCCUCGCGCUCCCGCGCGCGCCGCGCCUCUCGCGCCCCGCGUUUCCUUCUCAGCAGCCCCUGCGAGCGCCCUCAGUAGCCAUUAUUCACGGGCCACCGGAGGACAGGAGCCCCCUUGGAGAAGAAUGGGGGAAGGGGAUGGAGAACAUCAGGGCAAGAUACAUCACAUGACUCAUCCGAGGUCACUCAGUGAGUACUCUUCACCCAUUCUGGAAUCUGGGCACACGUCCUAAGGGUUUGGAGGAAUAACACGGUGGGGGGAUGGCUUGUCCCAAAGGAGAGCAGAGCCCUUCAUCUGUCCCAGGGGUCUCUCUGUCAUUCUGGGGGAAGUGUAGAAGAGGGGUCCAGAUUCACAUCUGCCGGGGGGGGGGGGUUGGAAACCCCCAAUCUGACCAGAGCCCUUCUACAAGUGUUGUCACAGAGGGUCACCAAGACAACCCCUCAAGUGGGGACCUACUCAUCUCUGAGAGGAGACACCCAGGCUGAGAGCCAUCUCAGGAUGCAUCAAGAACACACAGGAAGACAAUCUGAUCCCUACUGGACUAUUAGUUUCUAGAGAAACCUUGCUCACCUCUGCCUGGCACAGAGCAGGUGCUCAGUAUGCAUUUAGCAAAUGAAUGAAUGAAGGAGAGACAGUGUCAAGGUUCAAACUUAGGUCUACAUGGCCCCCGAACCCUCGCCUGUUCCAUCAGACCCCACUGG
Neofelis nebulosa (Clouded leopard) is the source of this 1821-nucleotide messenger RNA. RefSeq lists its product as uncharacterized. The transcript has 4 exons. The record is from RefSeq and is a predicted model, not a curated record. Lineage: Eukaryota; Metazoa; Chordata; Mammalia; Carnivora; Felidae. The coding region runs from base 1 to 1290 and encodes 429 amino acids.